Molecule: messenger RNA, 5316 nt
Organism: Megalopta genalis
Lineage: Eukaryota; Metazoa; Arthropoda; Insecta; Hymenoptera; Halictidae
Cellular component (GO): extracellular region
Source: RefSeq, a predicted model, not a curated record
CCAGUGCUAUUCGUCGCCGCAGUGCGAUACGGUCGAUAGAAGAAAACGUGGUCGACGGUCUCCGGUGAUUGCAGCUGCAGCAAACGUUGCGUCGCGGCGACUCGUUCGCUCCUCGCCGCCGUCAUUUUGUGUUGCACUCGAAAAUUUCCCAAUAGCCGCCCUUGACGCGAGGGUGGCUACGUUCCGCCAGCUGCGUUCUGCUCUUCUCGUUAAGCGAAACGACACCGCGCGCACAACAAUGGACCGCGGAGACAUUCCAACGGGACAUUUGUGAAAAUAUGACGACGUAACAAUGACCGGUGGGAUCGUUUUUGGAGAGAGGGGGUCAAUUUUAUGGUUUCGCGAUCGAUCAGGAAGCGCAGGGAAUACCGAAUUCUUUAGCGAUGUGUAAAGUGCCUCUCCGAAGAGUUCUGAAAACAAACGAAUUUACACAAUUGUGUAACGAAUUUAUUCAUGCUUGCAGAAAUUAGCACCAUCGGUACAAAUGAAAGGGUCGCAUUCCAUGUUUGUUAAAAUCGACUCGAAUUCGAACGCGCAGUCGACGAUCGCCAACGCGACGCUUGCAGAGGUCAGCUGUUUUUUAUUGAGGAAUUCGAAGAACGUGGCGGAAGUGCGACGAUUUCGGGCAACAUGAUCAAAAGUUCGCGGAGUUGAUGACACCGCCGCUGAACUAUAAUGCGCUAGCGGCUCGUGCAACAGUGGAUCGAUCGACGCAUGCCGCGUGUAGCGUGUAGUGUAUAGUAUUAUAGUGUUUUGCGUGCUGCGUACGGCGUGCCGCGUGGCGAGUCCUGACAUUCGACUUUCGUAGAAUCUGUUUACGCGGCAUUCGGCUCGGAAGACCCCGUCAGCACGAAGUGGCGUGAGACGAGUGGGGAAAAAAGGGCGAUUGCUGCCGCGCCGCGUCCGCACGAAAAUCAUGCCGCGCGGUGGUAUUCCCGGCCUUGACGUGACGCGCGUUCCAUCCUAUUCCAUCGAUCACUAUCGACAUCUGGAUUAGGUCGAAUCGCGAGCUCGCCGAACGACGACGUGCUCUGCGACAACCGCGAGAGGAUCAGUAUCUGCGUCGCGCGACGUGUAGUGUGUACUCGCUCUCGCCGUUGUUACGUGUGUCGGCCGAUAAUCGAUAUCGUAAAGUCGUAAAUACACCAGCCGCCUGAAUGAACGAACCCUUGUCUUGUUGUCAUAGUCUUGCGACGACCGAUGCGAUCGGGGCCGAUACUCGAUGGACAUUUUCGCGGUCACCGUCUAUGUAUACAUAAUAGUUGGAGUUGGAAUUGUGAAAAUUUAUUGAAACAGUGUUAGCUAGAAUUUCGGUGGCCAGAAGCUAGUUUUCAGUGCCGUUUCGUUGUGACGUCGAGUUUCUCGAAGGGAAAUUGGACCGAAGGAAGCUUUACUCGGAUGCAGUCUCCCCUCCAAUGCGAGUAAAUCAUGUUGUGGUACUCGACGGAUCGCUAAACCGGCGGAGAAGAGCGCGCGGUGGGUGGGCUGGCUGGCUGACUGGCGCCAGGGGGUGGUUGCCGAUCGAUUCUGCAAGGAGAAGAGAUACUCCGAUAGAUGUUCGUCACGUAGAUAUUACGUUUUUACGACGAGUCAUGUGCCAAGAAGCGUAAUUCUGCGACGCGUAGGGAGGGUUCGGGUUGGCAUCAACGGUGAACCGGGAAGGAAAGAGGGGAGGAAGGGAGGAGAGCAGCAGGCGGUGGUGAUUUUUCCCAAGUGAUCGCUGGCGCCUCUUUGUCGUCGUCGUCGUCGUCGUCGUCGUCGUUGUGGAAAAUCGAUUUAUAGUACCCACCACCCCAUUGCCGCAGUACAAUGACCUCGAAACCGGGAAGGUCUUACAGCGUGAGGUCCCCGCGAGUCGGAGGACCCCUCUCGCAGUCGUUAGCGAUGAUCCCGCCAACAAUGCACGGCCACGAAUUCAAUCAACCCCUGUCGAGGGUGGUUAUGGUCCGUAAAACGGAUCAAAGGACCUUCAGCAAGGGAAGAAGGGGCGGCGAGCCUCUUCUCGAAACGGUAACCAGGGAGACCGUUGAGCUUUUCAACGGUGGUCGCGCUGAAAGGAAAUACACGUCCGAAACCAGAGACAUCGUUACGCCAAAGUCGAACAGAAACGUUGCGGAGAACAUAUCGUUCGUUUCUGGUAUGCCUUCGCUCAGCGUUAACGGAACCAAAAAGAAGGUGGUUGGCUUUGUCGACCAGAUAUCACCCGAAAGGUCGAGGACGGAUUCGGUAAGAUCGAAGUCCCCUCUGACGGCAUCGCCGGCGUCUCCAGGACCAUUAUCGAAUUCCCUCCACGGCAGUUUUCACGGUAGUUUAGGGAGCGAUGGCAUGUCUUACAGCAGCGCCAGGUCGUCCUCGGCGUCCCCCGACUCCGCAAGAUGCUCGUCGACACCGAUAACAAAGACUGACACACGUAAACCGUCUGUGCGCAGAUCGGGGCCUCCUAAAGAAUUCAUCAACGUCUGUCUCGAGACGCACAAUUACUUCCGCUCGAGGCAUGGAGUGCCACCACUUCGUCUAAACAAACAGUUGUGCAAAACAAGCCAAGAUUGGGCCAACAUACUGGCAACUAGGGGUAGGUUAGAGCAUAGGGCGAAUAUCGACUAUGGCGAAAACUUAUACUGCAUGUGGAGCUCCAAUCCAAAGACUAUUGUCAGCGGCGAUGAGCCUGUAAAUGAAUGGUAUGCUGAAGAAACGCAACAUCAGUACGGAAAAGAGCCAACCACCCUAAAAACUGGCCACUUUACUCAAGUUGUAUGGAAAGACAGCACGGAGCUGGGUGUCGGAAUGGCUAGGAACCGGAACGGUGAAGUUUAUGUGGUAUGUAACUACAACCCGGCCGGAAAUUAUUUGGGAAGCUUCACGGAGAAUGUCCUACCACCUGGUGGUGCGAGUCCUAGCAAGAAGAUUUCUUUUCGACCGCGGUACACCAUGGAUGAUCAAACGUGGCAGCAGGAAGCGUUGCUCGCUCACAAUGAAUAUAGAAGACGACAUCGUGUUCCAGACUUAAGGUUAAGCGCUGAAUUAACGGCUGCGGCGAAGGCAUGGGCGAACACGUUGUUGAACACGAACAAGCUGAUCCCGCAGUUAUCGUCUCCGUACGGAGAGAACAUCUACUCGAUGCAGUGUUCCGAUCCGAAGCUAAUUGUACCGGCACGGGAGGUAGUCUCGAAAUGGUAUUCCGAGAAGAAGGAUCACAAGUUUGGAACGGAGCCAAAAGUCCUAAAUACAUGUCACUUCACGCAAAUCAUCUGGAAGAAUACCACUGAGAUGGGUAUAGCGAUGGCCAAAAGGGAUGGUAGUUGUGUAGUGGUCGCCUGUUAUCAUCCAAGAGGUAACAUCGUUGGACAGUUUACAGAGAACGUGUUGAAGCCUAUCAAGAGCACCUGUUAAGCCACGUAUCUACGGACCGUAUAGUUUUAACAAACGUUUGCAAACACUCAUGAGAAAUGAUCGCUUAUUAUUAUCUUACCUUAUUAUUACUAUUUUUUUUCAUAAUUAACUUUUAUACGUCUCAUGCGAAUUAUGCGAAUUAUUGAAUUCCGAAAUCCUCAUUUAACUUGACAUAUAUGCAUAUCUGUCGAUUAUUGGUCUAUCGAUUGUUCCUUCUAUUUGAAUGCGGAAUGAAAUGAAAAUUUGUUACAUGGAAUCGAAUAAUAUGUAAUAUGACGUAUGUUCCUUGUUUCUCCUGAUCUUUUAUAUCUACACUACGCGUGUUAAAGACAGUACAUUUUGCUCGAUUUGAGAAACAUGUGAUAAUUAUACAGCUUACGAUUUUAUCGUAAUCUGUGAAAUAUUUAGUAUAAAAAUGAAUACUUCAAGUAAAAUGGAAGAAACGAAAUAGCAUUAAUUGAAUGUGAUAAGGCAAAUUAUUCUACUGAAUAUUGUCCCUUAACGCUACUUUUAUCAAAGGGGUCUAAAGACAUCUCCAAAAAUUUUGAUUUCAAAUUAUUCUCUAACAUGGAUCAUUUUUCCACUAUUGACUUUUCAAUGUUCCCUAUAAUGACUAUAGAAAAAAUCGGUCAAAAUAACGUCGAUGAUGAAACUUUUAGUUUUAUUGAGAAUUGAAUUCGGCCUAUUUUGAAAAUGGGUAAACGCGGCAAGAGACUGCCGUGCAUGAAUGCAUAAUGAAUUUUUCGUUUUAUACCUACCACCGAAGAAUUUACUUGGUCACAAAUAAAUUAACUAAAUAACUAAUUCCAGUUACCGGAAAAUGUUUCUUUACCAUAAAUAUCUGCAGCACAUUCGUUACAGUAAAAACCGAUAGUUUUUAUCACGAAUUGUCUCUCGAGUAUGAACGUUGUCCAAAAUACUCGUAAAUUCUCGGCACAGUUUGCAAAUAGUUGUUAUACGAGCGCGUUUCACAUUUGAACCAAAGAUAAUUUACGUUGGCGGACGUUUCUUAAUAUUUUACACGGUCGAUGAAUCUACAGCGUUGGACUGUUUAGCUGAAGUCACCCCGCAAUCUUGUCGAUAAUGUAUUUAAAUGCUGUAUUUAUACAUCGUAUAUAGAGACGACGAUACGCAUAAUAUAUGUAUAUAACACAAAUGUUCAUACACAUCAAAUAAAAACAUUCCACACGUACUAGAUGUUAUCGCAAUCACUUUGUAUCUACAUGUUAUUUUGAUCAGAGACGUCAGCUGAUAGUGUCAUGGGACAUUAUUAACCCUGGCCGCCAAUGACAAUGAUGUACGCGUGCGCGUUGCAUUCUCGUUGAUUAGAUGUACUACGAAUUAUUUAUAUUAUACGUUAAAUUUUGACAAAAUUGUGUAGAAACGACGAAUAUGAACAUUACAACUUACGAAAGUUCUUUAGACAUGUAAUUGACAAAUUGUUUAGUAGCAUCAUUUUCUUUCGUUAAAUGAAUUUGAUUAUGCAGCAGUCCAUUCAUUAAAAUUUAGUACAUUUAAUAACACCACCAAAAUGAACGAGAUGGAUUUAUAUGAUUUCUGCAAUAAUUAUUUAUAUUAGAAAUAUGUAAAAUCUCUUAGAAAAUCUUUAUUUAUUCUAACGCAAAUCGGUACUUCACCAGAUAGAGAUGCGAUCUUAAAUAGCUAGAACGUGUAGUAUUAAAACAAAAAAGUCGGUCAGCGACCGAUUGUUCCUUCGCUCCUUACCUCGUAGCAUGUAAUAUCGAACGAAGAUAUUCUCAUAAUUUAAUUUCAAUUACGUAAAAUAUAUCUCUAAACAAAUUCUUGAUCUUACUUUUACGAUUAGUUUUUCCAUUCUGAAUUUACGCUUUAGAGAGAUUUUAUGCUUGCACUAUUUUCCAAAUCAACAUGUGUAAGAUUUAUAAGGAAUAAAUUUUGAUCAAUAAA